Messenger RNA from Adineta steineri, 279 nucleotides. The record is from the annotation of a GenBank genome assembly. Lineage: Eukaryota; Metazoa; Rotifera; Eurotatoria; Adinetida; Adinetidae.
AUGCCUGUACUCAAAGGUUUGACAUGGCAAUCACUUAAAGCGAAUUAUUCUUUAAUUCCGCUUUUCUCCAUUGUUACUAUCGGUAUGGCAAUGGCGUUUGGACAUGCAUUUCGCAGUUUAGCGUUUGCAACAGAUGUUAAAUGUAAUCGACGAAAUCCUGAUCAUCCAUGGGAAGCACAAGUCAACGAUGAUGGAUCGUUUAAACAUGCAAAAUAUCUUAAAAUUCACGAUUACCGUAAAUUAAAGAAGAGUGAAUAUGAACCAGAACUCAAUGAAUAA